AGUCUGCAAAAUGGCUUCCCCUAAUCUUCCGAAACGUCCUCCAGCGCCCGCGUCUUUCGGGGCAAUAGCAGGGCCUCCACCACUCACCCCAGGCUGGACAGAACACAAAGCUCCGACAGGUUGACUCCCCUCCUACCGCAAUACAUAGCGAACAUGUCUGACCGAAAUAUAGGCCAUACCUACUACCAUAAUGCUGCCACGAAAACCUCUACAUACACUCGCCCCGUCGCGCUAUCGACAAUGCCCCCAUUAGCUCCAGGCCCAGGUCCUUUCCCGGUGUUCAAUGCAGCGCCAACCCCCUAUGCUGGAGGUUUCCCCCCUCAACAAGCCCUUCAGCAACCAUUCCCCAAACAAUUUUCCCCGCAACAAUUCCCACCACACCAAUAUGGCUACGGACGCGGUGGGGGUGGAAUCGGCAGAGGUGGGCGAGUUGACAAACAGAACCGAAACCCGGGUCAUCGCUGGCAGAAGCGACAGGAGAAGCCUGACAGACCAAGGUCAAAGUAGGAUUUCCUGUGGCAAUUUUUGUUUUUAUUUUUUUAAUGUUCGAGUUUAACGAAAGUGAUUAGGCGGGAGAUACCAGGAAUGAAGUCAUGGGUCCUUGUUACUACGAAGAAGGGGAGGAAGUUUGUUUAUAACACUGAGACUAAGGUUUCGCUAUGGAGGGCCCCAGAGGAUGUUCAGGCUGCAAUUGAUACGAUUCCCCUGGAGGAAGACAAGCCGAAGGAACGGAAGAAGGGCGGAAGCAGGGAGGCUACAGAGCGCGGGAGUGGAAUUGAGGUCAUGUCCGAGCAACAGGAGAGGAGACGGCUUAUUUCGGCUACGACGACUAAAGCUAAAAUGGAGGGAGGGGAAGGCGAGGCACCAGAUAGGGCGAACGCUGAACUCCAGGAGCAGGAAGAGGACAAAGAGGAGGGAGAAGAGGAGGACGAGGAAGAAGAGGAAGAGGAAGAGGAAGAAUAUGCACAAAAAAGGGUGAAGACUUCAGAACAGGGGCCAGUGGAAUUUACAGAGGAUGAUGUGGCUUGGCAAUUAGAAGCUAUAGCUCAGGAAUAUGGCCUUGAUGAGGAGGACUUUGGUGAGGGCGAAGAAAUGACCGAUGAGGACAACACUUAUCUGUUCAAGGUACACCCUCCCCUACAAGUUUGUCUCAAUAACUUUUAAAGAAAUCUAACACUCUAUAGGAAAUGCUGGUCGAAUACAAGGUCAAUCCAUACAGCACUUGGGAGAAGGAGAUGCCUCGGAUCGUGGAGGACUCUCGCUACGUCCUGAUAAACACAACAAAAGCACGAAAAGAGGUCUUCACAAGCUGGUGCCGGGAGCGUAUCGCAGAACUAAAGAUCGAGAAGGAGAAGACCAAGAAGCAAGACCCCAGAAUACCCUUCUGGGAAUUCCUAAAGGGAAAUGCUAGUGCUAAGUUGUACUGGCCCGAAUUCAAGAGAAAAUGGAAGAAGUCAUCAGAGAUGAAAGACAGCAAAGUACCUGACAAAGACAAGGAGAAAAUGUAUAGAGAGUAUAUCUCUCGUAAGUAACCCACUUGUACAGCACGUUUGCAAAACCCCAGUUAAUCAUAAUUAGAUAUGAAAAUUUCCGAACCCCUCCGCGAAAACGACCUCAAAAAGCUACUAAAGUCCACCACUACCUUAUCCCGCUACACUACCCUCGAAACACUUCCAGAAUCGAUCCUAGUAGACGUCCGAUACGUCACCGCGCCAGAUAAUGUCCGCGACAAGGUUACUCAAGAUCACCUAGCGACUCUCCCCGAGGACCCGGAGGAAGAGAAGGAGAGGAAGGAGCGUGAACGACGUGAGCAGGCCCUCCAAGGCCGAGAACGAGCCGUCAGGAAGGAACAGUGGAAACUCCGGGGCGAGGAGCAGAGGGCCAAAGAAAUCCUCAGGGAAGAAGAGGCGAUGAUUGAGAGAGCGAAGGUUGUUGGGAAGCGGGGGCUUUUGGGGCACAUUGUCAAGAGGGAGGGCACUGCCGAGGGUGAAAAGACCGACAGGGAGGGUACGCUGAAGCUGGGUGAGCCCAGCCGGGGAGCAUCCGCAGGGUGAGCGAGGGUUUAUCAUACUAGUAUCGUACGUAUCAUAGAUCUGUACACUAUCACAUCGAGAGGUUGCAUACCAUAUUAUGAAAGCCAGUUCGUUAC
Tuber aestivum (summer truffle) is the source of this 2149-nucleotide messenger RNA. The record is from the annotation of a GenBank genome assembly. NCBI's taxonomy places the organism in Eukaryota, Fungi, Ascomycota, Pezizomycetes, Pezizales, Tuberaceae.